Molecule: messenger RNA, 1130 nt
Organism: Moneuplotes crassus
Lineage: Eukaryota; Ciliophora; Spirotrichea; Euplotida; Euplotidae
Source: the annotation of a GenBank genome assembly
UAACAUUGAAAGGAGAAGACCUUAGCUCUGACAAAGCUAGCGGUGACCAAAAAGGGGUCUUGUCAAAUUAAAUUUUAAUAAUUUACGAAUAGAGGCACUAGGCUAAGAAACAAAUUAAAGUGACAAUAGAGCCUCAACCUCAGAAAAUAUGAAGAAAUAGCAUUAUUUUUUAUGACCAGCUCGAUUCGAUUUUUGCUCCAAUUCAUAAUCUUCCAGAAUAAGUGCAAAUAAAAGAAUCAGACAUAAAGAUUUAAUAAUAUUUUAUUUAUUUAAACAUGGAUUUCGCAAACCCUUUUGCUUUUGAAAAUCAGAGCUCUCACCCAAUGUGGGAUUACGAAACUGUGCUCCAGCAGUUGGAACAGACCAAACAGUGCUGCCCGUUUGUUCAUGGAGACAAACCACGCAGUAAAGAUCCUCGUAGUAGCAGAGAUUCGCAGGUUCCUCCAAUACCAGAGCAUCACCAAAGAAAUUUGCAUCAAGAGAGCGAAAGAAGAGUGCAUGAAGACAUUAACACCCCUAUCCAACAACAAAUGAUGAUAAAGAUACGAAGAGAUCAACCCAUAAUUAGUGAACAGAGGACUCGAGAAUCUAGUAAACUUAGUGAAAAUGACGAAGAGGCUUUUGAAGACACCGGAGGGAUAAUUAACAGAAGAAGACGCUCCAAAAAACUCAACAUCAAGGCCAAACUUAUCAAGCUUCGUGAUCGUCUCCUCACCAAUCGUGAAGCUUCUUUCAAACGCUCAAUGAAAAAGAGAAGAUGAACCAAAGGCACUACUUUGAAAAGACGCUCUCAGUACAUUGGAGUGUCCAAAAAUAAUACUCAUUGGCAGGCUCUCAUCACCGUCAAACGAGUCAAGAGAUAUAUUGGAAUAUUCUUCGAUGAAUUAGAAGCAGCCAGAACAUACGAUUUGUAUGCGCUCGCAAUGAAAGGGAAGAGCGCAUCCCUUAACUUUGACUAUACUUGCGAUGAGAUGCUAGAAGUGAUAAAUUUCUAUCUAGCCCAUGACAGAAUAAACAUGGAACCACAUUUUGACGAUUCAACUUAAUAUUGGAUGAUAUGAGCAACUAAUAUCCAACUCCAUUUCUGAUUAAUAGAAUUGGAAAUAAAUCGAUAUUAUUUUAAAUUCCAC